This is a messenger RNA of Plasmopara halstedii, 1200 nucleotides long. RefSeq names its product argininosuccinate synthase. Gene Ontology annotation, cellular component: cytoplasm. Gene Ontology annotation, molecular function: argininosuccinate synthase activity; ATP binding. Bases 1 to 1200 code for a protein of 399 amino acids. The record is from RefSeq and is a predicted model, not a curated record. The transcript has 4 exons. NCBI's taxonomy places the organism in Eukaryota, Oomycota, Peronosporomycetes, Peronosporales, Peronosporaceae. Gene Ontology annotation, biological process: L-arginine biosynthetic process; urea cycle.
AUGAGCGUCAAAGCCCAGCCCGGUGACAAAGUCGUGCUCGCAUACAGCGGCGGUUUGGACACUUCUGUCAUUCUAAAGUGGCUUACUAACAAGGGCUUUGAGGUCAUUUGCUACUGCGCUAACGUGGGCCAGCACGGGGAGGACUACGACAAGGUUCGUGCCAAGGCUAUAUCCCUUGGCGCCAAGAAGGUCUACAUCGAAGACCUUCGCGAGGACUUCGUGGAGAAUUACAUCUUUGAGGCUGUAAAAUCCAACGCUAUUUACGAGUCCCGCUACCUACUUGGCACGUCGUUGGCUCGCCCUGUGAUUGCCAAGAAGCAAGUCGAGAUCGCUCAGGCCGAGGGCGCCAGGUAUGUGGCCCACGGUGCCACUGGUAAGGGUAACGACCAGGUCCGUUUCGAACUGUGCGCUCAGGCCUUGGAUGCACAGCUCAAAACCAUUGCCCCUUGGCGUGACACAGAGUUUAUCGAGAUGUUUAAGGGCCGUGCUGAUUUGAUCCAGUAUGCUAAGGAGCAAAAUAUCCCCAUUGACGCCACCCCGAAAGCUCCUUACAGCGUGGACGAGAACCUGUACCAUACGUCGUAUGAGGCUGGCAUGCUCGAGGACCCUAUGACCGCUCCAAUGGUCGAGAUGUUUAAGAUGACGGUAGACCCAAAAAAUGCCCCUGACUCUGCUGAGCAGAUUCAAGUCCGCUUCAAAAAGGGUGUUCCUGUGGGGGUGACCAACCUCACGGCCAAUACUCCCGAGAUCACGGGUGCAUUAAAUCUGUUCCUCGAGCUCAACAAGCUAGCUGGAAAGCAUGGUAUUGGUCGCAUUGACAUCGUCGAGAACCGCUUUGUUGGCAUUAAGUCACGCGGAUGCUACGAAACUCCUGGAGGUACGAUCCUUCGUCACGCACAUCUUGACCUUGAGGGUCUUUGUAUGGACAGAGAGGUUAUGAAGGUGCGCGACUCGUUGUCCGCCAAAUUUGCUGAAUUUUGCUACAAUGGCUUUUGGUUUUCCCCUGAGAUGGACUUUCCAGAUUUUUCCGAAUUCUACCACAAUGAGAAGAUAACCCGCUUCCAUGUAGAAAAGAAGCGUCAAGUGCAUCAUAAACUUGAGUCAAAGCAUUCAAAUAUUGGAAUUAAUCGUAUGCCUUCUUAUGCAAAAGAAGCAAACAGGAAGCAUGUGUUCCUCCGUAGAGAGGCAUGGGCACAAUGA